AUGUAUUCUUCGCCUCCUCCUCCACCUCCUUUGCAUAAUGUCAAUCUCAACAUCUCCAACGUGCUACAGCAGGAGGCAGUGACAUUGGACUCCCAAAGACGCCAGCUUGGCUUCACACUCCUCAAUGAUUUUGUAGCUCCAAUCGCCUCUCUGGAGUCAAUACCGAAUGAGGACCUCUCCGACGGAUCCAUCUAUCAUCGGUUCUUUGGCUCCGGUUCCAACAUCCCCAAGUCGUCGCCUGCUCCAUCAUCAGGCUAUCCUCCAUUACCACUACCACCACCCCUACCAUUACCAAGACCACCACCUCCUCCGCCACCCAUUUCUCCCACCACCUCCUCUAACAUUGCCAGAAGCAGUCGAAUCUCAAAUAUUCUGCGAGAUGCAGCAAGACUGCUGAGGUUGGGAGGCGACAGCCAUCAGCACGAGGAUACGGUGAUAUUGGAGGAUGCAAACUCGUCGGCACCGUCAGGUGUUGCAUCGACCACUCAGUCCAACCUAUCGGGAAGUCAGGUGAGGCUGUUCAAACAACAGAGGAGGCCGAAGCGAUCGAGCGCAAUGGGUGCGGGGCUGGAUGUAUCGAGGAUAGGAGGGAGAAAGAGAGGAAGAAGGAAGAGGAAGAGGAGCAAGGUGUCUGCUGUGACCCAAGACUCAGGGCAUUGUAACAUCUUCGAUGUGACGGAAUUGGACGAGAUGGAGCCCUCCGCGGACAAUGACCACUUCCUCCUCUCCCUCGAGUCGGCCGUCUUCACCACCGCGCCCACGUGUGGAGUUGUGACAACAGCGGUGGCUCCGCUCUACUCACCCACUUUUGAGGAUGGUGAUUUGGGUGAUGCUGGCAGUGUUGGGAGUGGUUUGAGUGGAUGGAAGGAGGGACUGCUGCUCUAUCCGCCUUUGCCUCCGGGAUCACCGGUUGUGGGGUUCGCAUAUUUGGGACUGGGAGGAAUGGACGAAUGUGCGGAGGCGGAGGAUGAGACGGUGGAGGUGGAGAAGGGUGAUUGGCGGAUGGAUGAGGUGGACCUUCAUGAAGUCAUCAGACAACGCUCUGCCACAGGGUGGAGGUCAUUCGCCUUCUUCACAACACACUUGUUAUUACAUGGCAGAGGCAUUUCAUUUCACUCGGUCCGAACGAUGAGGUGUUGUGUUGAUUUGCAUUGUAAAGAGAUACACCAAUCUGCCUCUACCAUCGGAACAGACUGGGGCUGCAGGGUCGCAACACCUUCACAAUCAGAGGAGGAGGAGAAGGUAGCGGUGGCAAUGGCAGCGGCCACGGAGGCGGAGGAGACGGAACCGGAGGUACGAUUGCGAGGCGGGUGUAAAUCCACCGUCGAGCAUCGUGGUUUUAACCAUCGCUACCUCAAUUCACACGGCUCGGAGUCCUCAGCUACCGCUAUGCUCCCAACUGCACUCAGUCUGCGGCACUCCGUGUCAGUGAGCGAUUUGGAGGUUCGGCCACCGAGCACGCACCUGGAGGCGUGGAUGGGCGUCAGUGACGAACACUUGUUAAUCUCACCCGCCGGUGAUGAGGCACUGCCACUAAGGUCGCAGGCGAAGGAAGUACACUUGCUACGUUCUCUCUCAUCUGGGGAGUUGCCACCACGCAGGAAGUGGAAGCACACGCAGUGA
This is a messenger RNA of Hydatigera taeniaeformis, 1623 nucleotides long. NCBI's taxonomy places the organism in Eukaryota, Metazoa, Platyhelminthes, Cestoda, Cyclophyllidea, Taeniidae. The record is from the annotation of a GenBank genome assembly.